ACCAGCUCCACCGUCCCUUCACCCUACUAACAUCUGACGGCGGUUUGUCAUCCAUUGAACAGGCAAAGUCCUUGAACAGGCAAAGAUGAUCAAAAUGCCGGCAAUUUCAAGGAAUGUUCAUGGUGAGCUGGACGCCCAAUCCAAGUUCAGCAACAUCCGCGUCGCAGUGAGGGUUCGCCCCUUGUUGGCAGAAGAAAAGUUGGACGGAAGUGAUGCUGUGGUCCAUGUGAUUAAUGGAAGCUCCUUGAAGGUCUUGGAGGGAGCAGAGGGGGAGAUAAGGACAAGACACUUCAAGUUUGACUGUUGCAUUGGGCCUGCUGAAGGUCAGCAAAGUACCAUGGAGAAGUGUGGAAUCUUCCAGAUGCUGGAUGCAGCUCUGGAAGGCUAUUCGGCUGCAGUGAUCGCUUAUGGUCAAACAGGGUCAGGAAAGACGUAUACUAUGCUUGGGAAAGAGGAGACACUUCCUGAUAAUCACAAGUGCUCAUCGCAUAGCGAUCCCGAUGAUGGUGUAAUGCCAAGGUCCAUACGAUACCUUUUUACAAGGAUUGAACAAAGGAGCGCAUGCAGGAGAGGUGGAACAACCUCAGGCAGUCGAGGAUCGUUUACUCAGCCUCAAGCUAGCAGAAGCACAACAAUGCAAGCAUCGUUCCUUGAAGUCUAUAACGAGCAGGUGAAUGACUUGCUGCGACUGAGCAGCAUCCCAAAAGUUCUUCGUUGGAGUAAAUCAGAAGGCUUUUUUGCAGAUGGUCUACUUAUGGUGGAAUGUGAAAGCAUGGAGGAUGCAAUUUCGGUUAUGUUGGAAGGAGCUCGCAAUCGCAAGGUUGGGUCUCAUGAGCUCAACAAGGACAGCAGCAGGAGCCACAGCAUGAUGACCAUACACAUCCAAUCCUCCCACAUUCAACCAGAUGGCCAAUGCCUUUGCAAGCGUGGAAAGGUCUCCUUCGUCGACCUUGCAGGAAGCGAGAGGCUGAACCGUACGAAGUCAGAGGGGAUGAUGCUUAAAGAGUCCAGCAACAUCAACCGCAGCUUGCUCACUUUUGGCAAGGUCGUCUCUUGUUUAAGCAAUAACAGGAAGAAUGGAGAUGUCUACGUGCCGUACAGGGAAAGCAAGUUGACGAAGCUGUUGAUGGACACCGUUGGAGGAAACGGGCUUACACUGCUUAUCACUUGUUGUUCACCGUCACCCAUGUCAUUCUCAGCGCACUGCUGUUGCCACGUGGCACUUCGCCUACUAAACAAAACCAAUGAAAUAGGGAGGAGGAGGAGAAAGGAGGAGGAGAGAAGAAGAAGAAGGGAGGAGGAAGAGGAGCGAAGAAGACGAAAGGAGGAGGAGGAGGAGGAGGAGGACGAGAAGGAGAGAAGAAGACGAAAGGAGGAGGAGGAGGAGAAGAAGAAAAGGAGGAAAGGAGGAGGAGGAGAGGCGAAGAAGACGAAAGGAGGAGGAGGAGGAGGAGAGGAAGAAGAAGAAGAAGAGGAAGGAAGGAGGUGGACACCGAUUUACCACGAUGGCGACAGCAGCUUGACGGGCGGCGAAGACGGGGAGGGCUGCUCGACGGGGCAGCUCGACGGGGAGCGAUGAAGACGUGCGGGCUUCGAGACCGCG
This is a messenger RNA of Chara braunii, 1603 nucleotides long. Lineage: Eukaryota; Viridiplantae; Streptophyta; Charophyceae; Charales; Characeae. The record is from the annotation of a GenBank genome assembly.